AUGAACAAAUUACUCUCUACAUCGAUAAAAGAAGUCAGCCACAAAAUAAAUGCUGGCGAUGUGCGUCCGUCUGAUAUUACAAAAGCAGCUGUGAAGUUGACAACGUUUAUUAAACCAUUAAAUGCUUAUAUCACUGUUACUGAUGAAACAGCAAAGAAAGAGGCAGAAAAUUCAAACUCCAGACAAGAGAAUCAUGCAUUGUUGGGGAAGCUUGAUGGAAUUCCCAUUGCAGUUAAAGAUAACUAUUGCACAAAUGAUCACCUGACAACAUGUGCUUCCAAAAUGCUCUCAAAUUUUGUGCCUCCAUACAAUGCAACUGUAUACCAACGUUUAAAAGAUGCCGGGGCAAUUUUGAUUGGCAAGACCAAUCUUGAUGAAUUUGGAAUGGGUUCAGGAACUAUUGAUUCAUAUUAUGGGCCAACAAAAAAUUUGUGGAAUUCAGACAUAUUAACAAAAUGUUAUUCCAAUAAGAUUUCUAUGGAAAAACAUACAGAACAGAAUAAUGAUGAGAAUUCAUGGCAUAUAACAGGUGGAAGCAGUGGCGGUUCUGCUGUGGCUGUAGCCACUGGAAGCUGUUUUGCUGCAUUAGGUUCAGAUACUGGUGGUUCAACAAGAAAUCCAGCAUCGUACUGUGGUGUUAUUGGACUAAAGCCCACUUAUGGGUUAGUGUCACGCUAUGGACUUAUUCCUCUUGUGAAUUCUAUGGAUGUACCAGGUAUUUUGGCAAGAAAUGUUGAUGAUGUGCUAUUAAUUCUAAACACCAUAGCUGGUCCAGAUAGAGCAGAUUCUACUUCUAGUCAGAAAGAAUAUGUACCAUUUAAUGUAUCAGAUUCAAUAAAUAUUAGUAAUGUUAGAAUUGGCAUACCGAAGGAAUAUAAAGUGAAAAAUAUAAGCUCUGAUGUUCAAGAAUGUUGGGAUGAAGUCUCUCUGUAUUUAAAGGAAGCUGGAGCAUCAAUUUCUAUGGUGUCGAUGCCACAUACCAGUUAUUCUAUAGCUUGUUAUUCAGUUUUAAAUCGUUGUGAUGUUGCCAGCAAUUUAUCUUGUUACGAUGGUAUGGAGUAUGGUCUCAGAGCAGAUGAAUGGAAAUCGGUACAUGAUCUUUAUAGAAAAACAAGGACAGAAGGUUUUGGCCAAGUAGUAAAAGAACGUAUUUUAGUUGGAAAUUAUUUCCUGUUAGAAGAAAAUUAUGAUGAGUAUUAUGUGAAAGCAAUGAGAAUGCGAAGACUGAUCUCUAAUGAUUUUGAUGUAGUAUGGAAUAACAAUAUAGACCUUUUACUCACUCCUACAACUCUAACAGAAGCACCAAGUUACAAUGAAUUUGUUUCAUUGGAUAAUCAAACCCAGUGUUUAGUUCAAGAUUAUUGUACUCAACCUGCUAAUAUGGCAGGAAUACCAGCAAUCAAUGUGCCUAUUAAACUUUCCAAAAAUGGUUUACCUUUGUCCCUACAGCUUAUGGCUCCCUCUUUUAAUGAGGAAAGACUUCUUACAGUAGCAAAAUGGAUUGAACAAAGAGUAAAGUUCCCAAAACUAGAACUGAAAGAUAUGUCUUUGCUUGAAUAA
Messenger RNA from Dufourea novaeangliae, 1560 nucleotides. It is a transcript of the gene GatA, whose product is annotated as glutamyl-tRNA(Gln) amidotransferase subunit A, mitochondrial. Gene Ontology annotation, biological process: glutaminyl-tRNAGln biosynthesis via transamidation; mitochondrial translation. The record is from RefSeq and is a predicted model, not a curated record. The transcript has 2 exons. Gene Ontology annotation, molecular function: glutaminyl-tRNA synthase (glutamine-hydrolyzing) activity. Bases 1 to 1560 code for a protein of 519 amino acids. Gene Ontology annotation, cellular component: glutamyl-tRNA(Gln) amidotransferase complex; mitochondrion. NCBI's taxonomy places the organism in Eukaryota, Metazoa, Arthropoda, Insecta, Hymenoptera, Halictidae.